CGGCAACAGACUCGGAGUGCGGACGCUGCUUUCUAGGAGCUUGAGGAAGCCCUGCGACCGGCGUAGCUGCGUGUCUUGGUCAGGAAAAUGUCUGAUCAGGAGGAAGAAUUUACUGCUCAGAAUAUUCCUGAUGCGCCAGGAAAAAGAGAUGGUGUUUAUGAGACGAUCACUAUUCCAGUUCCCUCAGAAGACCUUCCCGAGUCAGAUCAAACUGAAGACAAUGAGUCUGAACCAGAAGAAAAUGAGCCUGAACCAGAAGACAGUGAGCCUGAACCAGAACCAUCUGGUGGGGGCCACGAAGUGCGUUCAGAGGCGCAGAGUGACCAGAGCGCUUCAAACCUGGAGAUAAAUGAGGAAGAACAGCUUCUGGAAGAGAUUAUGUUACCUGAACAAGCUCUGGAUUCUCCAGUAUAUUCUGAAAAGCACAGUCUGACUCAGUUGGAUAAUGCAAUACAGUCAACCAAGCAGCAAUCAGACGAUUACCAUCUGACAUUUCUGGAUAAAAUAAAGGCUGUAAAGGAAUCUCUGAAAACAUCAAUGCAACAGGCCUUAGCAACAGUAAAAGUUGUACUUCUUCCUGUGGGCCAGGAAAUUGUAAUGCGUUUUAGAAUUGACACUAUUUUAAAACACCUCAAGGAUCAUUUUGCAAACCAACUAAGUGUCCCAGCUGACGUACUGCAGAUAAGAUGUGCAGGAACGAUUCUUAAAAAUAAUGAGACCCUGCUACAACAUGGAAUUAAUGCACAAGAUAUUGUCCAAGUGGAAAUCUUUUCCUUACUUCCAGAUCUCUAUCCAAUCAGAGGAAUACAUGAAUUAAAUGAUGCCUCUCAAGUCAUAAAUGUCAGAGUGCAAACUGGCAUUGAUCAGUACGAGCAGGUAGCUGUUGAGAUUAUGAAAUCCAACUUACACAAACCAUUUCUUGGUGGAUUCAGACAUAAAAUAACAGGAAUAGAAUAUCACAAUGCCGGCACACAAACCGUACCUAAGAAGACUCUUGAAAAAUGCAAUGUAUUUUGUAGGGACACCCAGACAGUUUUUCAGAGAAAGAAGCUCCAACAAACUACAAAUACAACAUCCACACAGAUGACUAAGAUUGGUGUGUAUGUAUCAAAUAUGACUGAUAAACUGGUAACACCAGGAAAAUAUUUUUCAGCAGCAGAAUACCAUGCUCAAAGAUUAGCGGCGGUAAUAGUGUUACAGACUUACUACAGACAAUGGCAUGCUAAAAUCGUGGUAGAAAAUAUAAGAAGACAAAAAAUGUUAAGGCUGAAGUGGGAAGAAGAAGAAAAAUUAAGAAAAAUAAGAGAAAAAGAAGAAUGGAUGAAAUUGGACUAUUACCGGAGGCAUAAUCCUAAGACAAAAGAAGAUUUUGAACUUCUUUAUAAUGCACUGGAAUUGUGGCGGCAAGAAGAACUGGAAUGCAUUAACCAAACUUUCACCGGAGCUGAAAGGAAAGCUGCUUUGUGUGAACUUCUGGAAAAAGAGACCCAAUUAAUUGCUUCCAUUGGGAGACAUAGACAUAACGCUUACAUGGAAAACCAGGAAGCAUUAAUACAAGCGUUUUUGGAUAAGUGUUCAGCUCCAAAGGCAUGGAAAGCAUUUGAUGGCAAAAUAACGGAGAUGGAUACACAGUUCACCAUCAGAGCCAGAGAGCUGCAAAACAUCUAUCAAUGCAUUAUGCUGAAAAAUAUCUCUCAGGAUGAGAGGCUGGAUGUACUCUUAACACUUAAACAUACUGUGAAGGAACAUGAAUGUACUCUGACUCAGGAAAUUCUAGAAUUGAUUGACAGAGAGGUUGACCUGAUGAUGAGAGGCGUCAAGCAUCAUAACCUGGAAGGACUCAGAAAAAGAAUUUCAACACUCUUUCUUCAUUACCUCAAAACACCUUUGUUUAAUCCAGAAGUUGUGAGACACCUUAAGGUCCCUCAAGACCCAUUGAAGUUUUAUAAGAAGAUUCACUUUUGCCACUGUUGCCAGCUGUAUUUGCCUUCUACGGAGUUUGCUGUAUCAUCCACCGCACACCACGUAUACCGGUGUCGAAACUGCGUUAGCCUUGACAAUGAGACUCGAAAACGAGAAUCAUUUUUGAAGUACAAAUGUAUGCUUCAGCGUCUCUUCUAUUCAGAAGUUGAUUAUGAAGAUGAUUCGAAAAUUGCUUUCCUGAUGCAGCUGGAGGAUAUCCAGUACCUGACGGAGAACAUCUGGUCGGGCCAGUCAGUGCUCAGCGCCUGGAAGGACCUCGGUGACCUUGUCCUUGUCAGGUGGGAGAAGUCCUUGCAGUGGUCCCCCUGGAACUGCAUCCUGCUCACCAAAGACGAAGGUGCUGCUCAUCUCAAGCUAACGAGUAUUGAAGAGGGAUAUGAACCCACAUUUAUUCACAAGAUCAAACACAAACACAUCCUGGCUAAGAACUAUUUUUCUCAAAUUCCAGUGCUGGCUUCAUUUAUGUUUGAUGACGAUGAAAUAGAGGAGAUCAGAAAGCAAUGUCCCACAGAAACAACAGCUAAUUCUGUAGAAUGCCAGAGGCCUAGUCCAUAGAAGACCCAGGAGUAUUUGAUGAUCGGCAUUUUUGUCCACUGCUAAGAGAGUAAUACAGAUGUCACACAAUCUGGAAAUAGAAUUUUAUAUUUUUACUGAUUUUUAUUGUUUUUCAUAGUAUCAUAAGUUGUGUGAAGAGAAAACAUCCCUAUAUUUAUGAUUUAUUGUUAGACAAUUAGUGUUAAAUUGAAAUAUUUUGUUACUAAAAUUAAUAUUUUAAAGUAAAGAGAACAUUUUACGUAUUUUCACAUUAAAAGUUUUAAAAAUUUCAGGUACAUGAUAGUUAAAAUGAACAGACAAACAAAAGCUAGGCUUAACUUUUCAACCCAAGACAUUUAUUUUAGAUAAAAUGUAGUUAUCGAAGAAUAGUCAGUACUUGGGUGGGAGGAAACACAGAAUCACCUUUCUUGAAAAUCUGUACAGGUAGAAGUAAAUACACUAUGUUUUAAUACAGGGCUUUGAAUUUUUACUUUUUAUCUUCUACUUUCACCUUCCAUCAUUACAAAAUCCCAGUGAAAUAACUGAAACUAUUUGUAAACAAACAAACAAAAGGUACAGUCCAUGCUGGAAAACAGUGGAACUCUCUUUUAUCCUAGUGGGACAGGAAGGAAAACCCCCUAGCAGGGCAGUGAGGAAAACUCUGUAGGAGGAUAAACUUGAUCGAGUAAACUAUAGCAGUCCCUCCGUCCAAUAAACUGAGGGAAUGACCUUGACUGGAUACAUGCAAGAGACAUACAAUGAUGACCAUGGGUGUAUGAAUCAGUCUUACAGGAAAUAGGAGGUACACUGAAAAUUCAAGGAGAGUUUAUUCAGAAAGGGACUUAAUUUAAAAUGUGGGCAGGCAGUGUGUAGGGAAAGGAAAGGAACAUUGCAGGAACCCAGGGCCGGUAUCAGAUAAGGUGUAUCUACCCCUAGUCUCGAAAGAACCUGGGGAGGGAGAGUUCUGGAAAUCCAGAAAGAGAGUGUAAAGAAUAACUGAGAGGGUCAGUGACCAACUUUCAAGGGAACAGUCGGCCCUAGGUGAUCUCAUGAACUA
Messenger RNA from Rhinolophus ferrumequinum (greater horseshoe bat), 3574 nucleotides. It is a transcript of the gene IQUB, whose product is annotated as IQ motif and ubiquitin domain containing. Gene Ontology annotation, cellular component: motile cilium; acrosomal vesicle. Gene Ontology annotation, biological process: cilium assembly. Lineage: Eukaryota; Metazoa; Chordata; Mammalia; Chiroptera; Rhinolophidae. The record is from RefSeq and is a predicted model, not a curated record. The transcript has 13 exons. Bases 88 to 2538 code for a protein of 816 amino acids. Gene Ontology annotation, molecular function: protein binding.